Cinara cedri is the source of this 17573-nucleotide messenger RNA. The record is from the annotation of a GenBank genome assembly. Lineage: Eukaryota; Metazoa; Arthropoda; Insecta; Hemiptera; Aphididae.
AUGGUGCAAUUAGAAUUAAGAAAAAUGUUAGCUGUCUCAGCAGAUGAGAUGAACGAACAGGAUCUAGAUCAAUGGUACAAGGAGGUAACUUUAACUGAAUGUACUCAACUGGAUUUUAACAUGAAUCAAAAACAGUGCGAAAACAUGUUUAAAAUUUUUAGGCGAAUAUUGAUGUAUAAAGGAGAACAAGUGAGAUGACUAUAAAACUAUUUAAUAAUUAUUAAUUACUAAUUAUUUAUUAUUUCAUUUUCAAAUUUUAAGGUCGAUUCAUUGAUGACUGAAAUCGAAGAUUUAGCCACUAAACAAGGUGAAGAGGAAGCAAGAAAAUUGAAAGAAGAAGAAAUGAGAUCAAUUAAUGUGGAUGAUUUAUCACAAAAUGAACGUAUGUCAUUUUACAUAAUUAAUUUAAAAAUAUAAUAUGUUAAAAAAUUAGAUUUUGGUACGAUAUAAUAAUGCAUACCUAAGCCUAUAUAUAUUAUAAAGUGUAAAGUACACCUAAUAAAAAGAUGGACAUACUUUACACAAUGGAUAGGCCACUGUUGUGGGUGAGAAGCAAGAAAGAUAGGAAUUUAAUGUAUUUCUGUAAGCAACAAUAAACCAUUGCUUACGAAAAAACGAUUCUGAGCGGAGUUCAGUUGAUAGUGAAAUCAACAAUAUAUAUAUGUCAUUUUAUAGUUAAAAAUAAUUAAAUAGGCUUUAUAUAUUUUCUUUAAUAAAAUUUGUUUAAUGUUGUACCGAUUUUCCCAAUAUUCCUACGUUUUUCUCGAUUUUUUCAAAUUUGCUGGGAAAACUCUUAGAAAAAUGACCUCUUUAAAGUACCUCGCAAGUGAAAUUUUCUUUUAGAAACAUUGUUAUCAUUAAAAGUUGGAACAAAAUUGCUGGUAGAAAAGUUGUACACAGAAAAAAAGAAGGCCGUAAUAUGAUACCUACAUUUCUUGUUUUUUUUUUGUUUUUCAAAUUUGAUGAGAAAACUCUUGAGAAAAUCGACAAAAUACCUCCCCAUACCGAUUUCCUUUCAGAAAAAGUGUUACACGUAGAAGUCUUCUGGUAGAAAGGUUGCGCAGAUAUAGAAAAAAAAAAAACAUCUUUGUAAAACCAUAAACUUCUUCGUUACACUCAGAAUCUAUUUAAGAACCUUAGAAUAGAGUUUUAUAUUUAUACAUAAUAACAAAUACAUAUAGGUUAGGUAUACGGGGGUGGUGAAUUGGCUGCUUAAUAAAUUGUUCACAGCAAAUUGUCCAGAUAUCAAUUUAUUUAUUUAUCAAACUAUUAUAUGCUAAUAUACAAGUGUAAGCAGAGGCGGAACUAGGAUUUUUUAUGCCCAGGAAAAAUAUUAAAAUUAUGCACAAUCAUAUAACAACAUGUAAAUGACAAACGGCAAAAUAAAGUGUUUAUAAUUAUGGUAAUUAAUUUUGUACUAUUUUUAUCCUCAUCGCGUAUCAUUGUCGUGCGUCAACGAUAACGCGGCUAAAGUUCAUAUUUAUGUACAUUAUUUUGCAAAAUAUUUACUUUUUCGGUUGAAUACUUUAAACACCACACAAUUAAUACAAAAAAUACGUAAAUAUAAAAUUUUAUAUCUGCUUGUUUGUUAAAUUGUGAAAAAAUUAUUUUCAAAAAAAAGUCGAUAUUUUGCGAAAUAAUAAGUGUAUAAUGAUAAAAAAAAUCACUCUGUUUAUAUUAUAUUUAUAUUUAUUAUUCAUAUACGUUUAUGGGUUUAUGUUUUAUGCAUAUAUUAUUUUUAUUAUUAGUCUGUAAUUUUGUAAUCUGUCUGUAUGCAGUAUGUACUGUCCACCAUCAACGUACGCCGAUUGCGCUGUAUCAGAUUAAUAAGAUAAUGACGAUUAAUUAUUUUAGGCUGUGUAUGAUUUUAUCUUUUUGAUUUUCAUUCCUUCGAACGUGGCCAUCACCACAUCAUAAACAAAUAAUGUGAAAUAAAAAUGUUUUUCUAAUUUCUAACAUCAAACACUAAAUAUAAGCUCACAAAUAAAUUACGCCCAGGGAUUAAUCCCGGGUUUCCCCACCCCCCUAGUUCCGCCUCAGAGUAUUAGUACACAUCGAAUGGGUUCAUUUCGAAGUUAAACAAACGUUGAAAUAAUUAAAUAUAGAUAACUGUUAGUGUUUGAGAGGAUCAUGGAAGUAAAUUCGAAUAUUUUUUAGAUACAUGACAAAAUGAAUUAGUUUUUUUUAGUUUGAAAAAUAUUACAUUUUCUACUUAUAUUUUAAUUGAUAUUAGAAUUUAAUAAAUAUUAUGUAUACUUAUGCAACAAAUGUCCUAUGUAUCUAUAAAUGUUUAAUAGGUAUAUUGUACAUCCUAGUACAUAUAUAUAUAUGUAUUAAACAGUUGAUUAACACUGAUUGAAUCAAUCAAUAGAUACUAAAUACUAAUUAAUUAUACUAAUUCAAAAUUAGAAACAGAAUUAAUCCGAAAAGAGUUGACUAGACUAGAAUUGGAAAAUGAACGUUUAUUAUCAGAUGUUCAACAACAAAAGCAAGAAGUGGAUUUUAAAGUUAAAGAAAUUGAUAAGGUUGGAAACAAAACUUAUAUUUUUUUAAUAAUUUUUAAAAAUCAAAUCACAAUGUAAAAAUGCAAUAGAUAUUUUCGCAAUUAUCAAAAGUUGAAACUGAAAGAGAUUUACUUCGGCGAGAACUCGAUGCUAUACAAGACGAAAGUUCUGGGCAUCAACUUGAUGAUCACCCACUUGAAGAUAAUUUAAGCAUGGCGGAAAGAUUUAGGGAUCUAACAGAAUCAGUCAGGCAAAAGAAUCAACAUAUUACACAAAUACUUAACGAUAUUGAAGUAAUUAUACCUAAUACCUAUUGACAUUUUAUUUAGCAAUCUAUUUUGCUAAUAAUGAUUUUAAAAAUACUAAAUCUUAUUUAAUUAAUGUUAUUUUUUAAACUUAAUUUUAUAAAUAUAUAUUAUUUUAGUCGUCAGAAAAGGAAAAUAAAAUGUUAAAACAAUUGUUAACCAACACAAAAACUGAACUUCAAAAUGCUACAAUACAUUUAAACACAUUAAGUGCCGAAUUUGGAAAUAUGAAAUGUUUACAAGAUGAAUAUAUAGGUAAAAAUUAAUGUUUACUUUAAUACAUAGGUAUUAAACAUGAAAUCACCAUUGUCGAAAUAUAUGAUAGGCUAAUCAAACUAUAAUUGUACAGAUAGAAUUAAAACAUUAGAAUUGAAUGACAAAGGUCUACGGAAUCAAAUUUCUGAAUUGGUGACCGAAAAAGAAAGAUGUGAAGAACAAAUUGAAGAACUAGGAGAAGAACUUGAAUCCAGAAUAAAACAAUUAAUGGUGAAAUAUUAAAUUUAUUUAUAAGGUCACAAACAUAUUAAUAUCAUUAAUAAAUAUUAAAGGAAUUAUUGUCAAAAAAAGAUGAAGAAAUCACUAAUUAUAAAUCUCGAAUAGGAUCAACAGAUUCAAUUGCAAAUCAAAAUGCAUAUUUAGCAAAACUACAAGAAGUAAUAAUACGAUUAAUCAGCAUUAUGUAUACAUAGGGUUAAAUUUAAAUUAAAUGUUACAAUCAUUUUUUCUUCAUGUAUGCAAAAUGUAUAGAAAAAUAGUAUUAUAAAUAUAGUAAUGAUAUAAUAUAAUAAUAAAUUAUAAUUUUUUGAAUUAAGGGCAUUGGAAGCAAUGAUUUUCUGUUUUUGUUUUACAUAUGUGCAAUGUAAGCAUUUAGAUAUGUUCUAUUUCCAAUGUACUCAUUGGUCUUAUGAAACGAUACAAAUUAUGAAAUCAGAUUUGAAUUUGUCAUUAUUUUUAAAUUUUUUAUUAUGGCUUUUUUAGUAUUUAGGUAAUCAAAUCAAAAAUUUGAAAGUUAAUUUCAAAAAGACUUGACAACAAAUUCAAAUCUGUUUUCAGAAUUUUUGUCUUUUCAUUUUACCAAUUAAUAAAUUGGAUAUAGAACACGACUAAAUUCCUAUGUUGCAUGUGUAUAAAAUAGAACACAAAAAAUUACCGCUUCCAAUCCCCUCAACAAAUAUUUCUAUUUUUUUUUAAUAUUUAAUCUGAACUUCUUUUUACCCAUUUAUUUAAUAUAUAUAUAUAUAUAUAUAAUUACGUUUAAUUGUACACACAUUUAAAUUAAUUAAAAUAUAAAUUAAAAGACUGUAGCUAGACAAGAAGAUCAAAUAAUGGAAUUUCAGAAACAAGUCCAUCAGGCAACUAAUGAUCUGAAUAGAAGUUCAGCUGCACUUGAACAUCAAAAAAUAUUACAUACUGAACUGUAAUAUAAAUAUCACAUCAAAAUUAAAUAUUUAUACACAAUUUAAUUUAUAAUAUUUACAGACUUCAAAAAUCUAAUGAAUCCCCUGAAUUAAAAGAUUUACGCACAAAAUUAUCAAAAACUCAAAAGCAGUUAGAAUUAGCUUUAGACAAGAGUCAAAAAGCAGAAGAAGAUGCAACAGAGAAAGCAGAACAAGUAAAAUUUUAUAUAGUUUAUUGUAUUAUUAUUUUAUGUUAUGAUCAAAGUAGAAAAUUGGUCAAUGUUAAAAAUGGUUUUAAGAUUAAAUUUUAAUGUAAAAUCAUCAAAAGUACAGCAUUUCAUAACAUAUACAUCCAAACUUUGCUGAGAAUGAUACAGAUAUAAAUUAAAUAUAUUUAUGUAUUCUACCUUGUCAACUCCCCACUUACAACAGUGAUACAUUCAUCUUUAAUAUCAAUUCACUUUUACACGAAGCAUGAGAUUUAUUGGCUUUAGUAUGUGAUUUUUUUUUUAGUCUGUAAAUAACUUAGCUUAAAAAAUAUAGCUAAUAGUUUAGAAGAACCAAAAAACACAACUUACAAAUAUUAUUCUAAGCAUUUUUUUAUUCUGUUAUACUAAAUUUAGAGUAAUCAUCUAUAUCAUAGUACUCAUAUAUAAUCAAUAUUUAUUUGUUUUCAUGUGAAAAAAGGAUUCUGACUACAUCUCCUAUUUUGUUUAUUAUAUUUAUAAAUGAUAUGUUUAAAUCAAGUAAUUUAAUAUUAAUUAUUUGCUGACAACCUAAAUAUCUAUCAACCAAUUAAUUCAAUUGAAGACUCAGACCAGUUAAAAAAUUAUCAAGAUAAACUUUCGACAUAGUGUAUUCAAAGCGGUGUUUUAGUAAACCCUUCUAAGUGUAAAUAUGUUUCAUUUACGAGUCUAAUAAAUAAAACUAUACAAUAUAUAUAUAUAUAUAUAUAUAAAAAUAAACCAUUUUGAAUUACAAAUUUCAUUUACUAUAUGAGAUCUAAAUAUACUACUGUUCUCUGAUCUCACAUUUAAUAUUCAUAUUAAUGCUAUCUAUAUAGCAAAGCUCUACAGGCCAUUGGCUUUAUAAACUAAAACUGUUCCGAAUUUAAAAACAUUAACAGACUUAGGGUAUUAUAUUGCUCUAUGGUCAGGGCCAUAUUAUAAUUUGCAUUAGAAAUUUGGAAUCCUAAACAAAAUUAUCUUAUCAACAAAAUUGAAAGAGUUCAACAACAUUUUAUACAAAUUAGGUUUAGUAGAUAUCCCUCUAGAUAGCUGAACUGUAUAAUUUGAUUUAGGAUUAUUAGUCUCUAUAUAGAUAUAACUUUUUAGCUUUUAUUCAUAAAUUAAUGAACAAUAAACUAUCUUGCCCAGAAGUUAUUAUAAAGAUUAACUUUAAAAUUCAAACUUUCAAUUCAAAAAAUAAUUGCCCUUUCUUAGUUCCAAAAUGCUUAACAAAUAUAAUUAAACAUAAUCCAGAGUAUCACCUUUUAGAUGCUUGUACUUAAUUUGAUUUUUCUUUUGAUUCACAAUUUAAAUUAAAAAAUAUAAUAAUGAAUAAUAGUUAAACUUACAUGUAAUGAUUGUAUAUUUAUUUCAUUUUUUAUUCCCUUUAUUUCUGCUAAAAUAUUUAAUAUUUAGAUCUAUACUAUGUAAACUUUUGUACAUCUAUAUAACAGUAUUGUAUACUAAUUACCCAUUUAGGGUGUUAAAACUUUAAAUAAACAAAAAAAAAUAAACUGUAACUGUUCAAUAAACAAGCAAACAGUAGUUAGUUAACUCGUUGGGAGCUUAUAUGUUACUUUGUUAAUGUGUUUAAUUAUAAUAUAUUUUAUUAUUAUAAUUUUUUUUUUUUUUUUUUUUUAAUAGAUAAGCAAAUUAAUAAUACGCGUUCGUGAAUUUGAAUCUGGGGAAUAUGGUUUAGAAGAAGCAAUGGAAGAUAUAAGGAAACUAAAAAAAGAAUUAAAUACACGAGACAAUCAAAUAAAAGAACUAAUAGAGUCAAGUAAUCAACUUCAUCAGGAAGCUGAUCUUUUAGAGCAGGACAACUUAGCUAUGAGGGAAAAAUUAGGUUUGUCUGUGGACGAUGUUGUAAGACCUAAAGGCAUGAUGGCUAGACACAAAGAAGCAUACACAAAAAUAACUACUUUACAGAAAGAACUUGAUGACUGCAAGGAAAUAAUUGUCAAUCUUAAAUUAAAAGUAUGUGCUUAAACAGUUUAAUCUUUCAUACAAAAUAUAUAUACAUAUAUUAACCAUGCAUUCUCUUACACACAAAGCAAGUUAAUUUUAUUGACCAAUUGUGUAUAUAUUACUGAUUUAUCGCUUGAUAAAAAAUUAUUUUAUCCCAAUUUCAUAAUAGUUCUAAAGCUAAAUUAUUAUUUAUAAGCAAGUCCAUUACUUCUAAGGCACAGACAUACUUAGCAGCAAGUUAUGGUUUAUAUUGUCUAUCUGGGUGACAAGAAAAGAAAUUUUCCUGAUAUCCUUAAUAAUUCUGACAUCAAGUUACCAAAUGUUUCUUUUAUUCUUAAUCAUUAUACUUCUCUUUUUGCUAUCUCAUCCAUCUUUUCCUUUAUAUUGUGUAACCAGUCACCACAGAAUAUAAAAAGACAAAUAAUUUAAUGAGACAAAUUUAUCAUCUUACUAUUCUAUGGAUUGUACUUUCAACAAAUAAUACACUCUAUGUACUUGUGCAGGCUUAGAUAAUAAAGUUCAAUAUAAUAUUAAAAGUACCCAUUAAAAAAUUUAACUUAAAAAUCUAGUUUCAGGGUGUUUUCAGUACUCCCACUGUCUGCUAAUACUCAAAAAAUUUAAACCAGUGGGUAACAGAUUUGGAUAUAUAUCUAUACUUAUAUCAGACAUUUAGGAAAAUACCUUCAUUUAUUAUAUUAGGUUGAUAUUAAUAUUAAUUAAAACAUAUUUUUAUUUCAGAAUCGUAGUUUGAGUAAAUCUACUGACUCUGUUAAAUAUAUUUCAUCAAAAGAAAAGGAUAUUAUAGAUAAUACUAUACAAUCUGAAAUGUCUAAACAAGAUGUAGAUAUUGGAUCAGAACUUGAAGACAAUGUAAAAGAGUUAAUCGAGGAAAAUGAAUCCCUUCGGAAAGGAAUGCAUGAAAUACUUGAUAGUGUACAUAAUCAGGAUGGUAUUAAAUAUUUUAUUUAUACUUUUUUAAGAAAUAUGUGCAUCCUAAAAAUUAAGGGUUAUAAAAAUUAAAAAAAUAUUGAAAAAAAAUGUGCGAAGUUAAAUUUUAAUUAGCACAUUUUUUUAAUUAAGUUAAAUUUUAAUUAAUAUAUUUACUGUUAAAUUUAUUGUAAAAAAUAAAUAAUCAUUACCUAAUAACUAGGAUCGAGUGUUGUACGAAUUGAAUGUCAAAGCUUGGAGAGACUUUUAGAAGCUAUGGACGCUAGACAUGUAGCUGGUUGGUAUCAACCUGGCAUGAGACUAUUAGCUCGAAUCAAUAAUUUAGAAGGAGUAAACUCUAAUUUAAGACACCAACUUCAUUCAUUACAGUAAUUAUAACUUAUUUGAAAUUUUAAAAAAUAUUAUACAUUUCUAUGUACUUAUAAUGAAGUAUAUAAUAUAGUGACUCAUUAACUGAAACCAAACAACAGCUUAUUAAUAUACAAAAUGAAGAAAAACACAAAAAAUGUAAUGUAACUGAAGAAGAAAAAGACGAUGAACUUUCAAAUUGUCUUAAAGAGGUUAAGUUACAGACAUUUAUUUAAAAGUUUCAUUUUCAAUACCUAAUGUUCUUAUAUAGUUACAGAACGAGAGGGAAAAAUCUCAUGCUCUAGAAGAAGAAAUCAAAUUAUUUCAAAAUAAAUUUCAUCAAUUGCGAGAUGAAAUGAAAUUAUUAAAUAAUGAAUAUGAUAAUGAAAAACAUAAAAUGCAAUCAUUAGUAGAUGAAUUAGAGACAAAACUAAAAACAAACUGUGAUAAAGAAAACGAUUUAAGAAAACAAUUAAUUGAAUUGGAAUCAUCAUGGAAAACAAUGCUAGAGGAUCCUGAUGAAAAUAAACGUCAGUUAUCUCAUAAUAUUAUAAAGUAAGAAAUAUAUACAAAAAUUAUAAACAAACAAAAAUACGUAACUAUUAAGUUCACUGUUUUGAGUAGGUACUACAAUCGCUCAACAUAGGUACUAUUUUCAUGAUACACUGAGCCUUGAUUAAUAUCACUUGAAUAAAUUGUUAUGUAUACUAACAUUGGUGAAAUGGUGAAUGUAAAAAAAAGAGCUGAUACUGAGGAUGAGAGUGGUUAUUGUUUGUAGGUGAAAAGUUGGGAAGGUAGGAUACAUAAUAUUAUAUCAUUUAUAUCUCUAAGCAACGGUAAACCAUUGCUUGACGAAACAGGAUUUCGAGCGCAAUUCGGUUAAAUAUAAUUUUUGCAAUUUUCGUUUAAAUUUGAUUUCAAAAUACGCGUAUUAAAAAAAAGUCAUCCGGUGAUUUUGGAAAUUUUACCACGUCUAGGUGAGUCCAAUAUAAAUAUUAUUAUAAAGUUUCAAAUCUCUACGUGUAUUUAUAACCGAAUUACAGCAAAAUAAAUCUCAACAAUUAAAAUUCCUUCAAAGUUCAAAAGUGACUCAUAAGUUUUGGCGUAAGAAAGUAAAUCGAAAAGGCAAAAAAAAAGUGUCUAGUAAUUUUUCGAUUAAAUUAUUUAUUCUAGUAGAAAAUGUCUGUUUUUAUAAAAUUAUAAAAUUGUGAAAUUAUACGUUUUUUUCUACUUAAAUGCUUUAUUUAAAAAAUGGUACCGUCUGGAUAACUUGAACUUUCAGAAAAAUUGCUGCACGUAAAAAUCGGAGCAAGUUUAAUAGGAAAAAACGUAUCCACAGACAAGGAAAAAAAAACUUUAUAAAAACAAUAGCUCCUUCGCUACGCUCAGAAUCUAAAAUCAGUUUGUCAAGUUUUACUAGUAAAAUAUAUUGACAUUUACCUAGCAAUAUUGAUAGAUGUCGGUAAUACCGAUUUUGUUUUCUUUAAACAUAAUCUUGGAAUUACGGAAGUAGUAUCACAAUCAUAAUUUAUUACUAUGUAUUACUAUAAUAAUAGGCAUCAUGAACAUAUUAUAUACUAUAGGUAUACUGAGACUAACUUAUAACUACUAGAGUGCCUUGAUAGAAACAUCAUCAAGGCACCCUAGUAACUACUAACUAGUAAGUACCUAUAAAAUAUUAGGUGCCUAUUGUACAAGUUAAUAAUUUUGAUAAAAUUAAAUAAUUAGUUUCAUUCAUCAGUUUUUAUGCAUUUUGAAUUGCGACAUCAUCUUUGUCGAACAGAUUUAAAUCAUUUAACCUAAAAUAAUUCAGCAAGCUGUGGACUAAUACAAAUUAAGAUAUAAAUUUCGUGCCUAAUACCCAGUGUCGGGUUUGUUGAAAUAAUGAUAACAAAUGUUAAUCAACAUUAUUAAUUUAUUUUUUUUUGAGGUUACACCAAUACAAUGUUUAUUUAUUUUAUCUGUGAACAACUGUUCUACUAUAAAUCAAUAAAUCAAGUUCGGAUUUUCGAGUGUAGUACCUUUACUAAAAUUAAAUUUUAUCUGGGGGGUAUUUUAAAUCGGUUUUCAUUAUAAUUGGGAAAAAGAGAAAAUAUACAAAAUAAAUUAUUUGUAAUUUUGUUUUUUGAUGCUAUUCAGUUUGAAAUAUUCAUAGUCUUGAAGUACAGUGUUACUUCGAUUAUCCGUCAGGCAUCGAACUAAAGCCUUGACGAAUAAUCAAAUAAACGGUUAACCGGAUGUAUGGAAAUUUUGAAAAUUGUCUAACGAUGAUACAUAAACGACUUGACUCGGCUACCAGAAUCAAACUGAGAUGUAAGAGAAUGAAUUUGUCAAUUUAUUGUCACACAUGAUCGAAUUCUAUUUUUAGCAUUACGGAAAUUUUUAAUAACGAUAAAUAUUUAAAUUUGAGUAUGACAGUGAAUCAGAAGACAAUUAACAGAGUGACGUUUAAGCAAAGUUCGACUGCUAUAUGAACAUAAAACUUAUACUUGCCUACUUCUAUACAUGUUCAAAUUUCAAAACAUUUGAGCCUGUUUUGAGCUAUUUAUAGACAUUUUAAUUUUAUGAAUGUUUUACAUAAUUUUUAUUCAGUAGGUACUCCUGUGGAUAAAAUUCUUCUACUAAACGGAAAUGCUUGACAAUUUAACAGGAGGCUCAUUACAAGUUGUACUUAGUGGUCAACAAAAAAAAUUUGAGUUUAAAGUAGUAUUUUUUUUUUUUAUAAGAAUUAUAAUAUCAAAUAUCCUACCUUCCCAAAUUCUUGCCUACAACAGUAGCCUACAAAGUAUUUACAUUUAUUUUUUUUUCUACACAAUCUGUAGUUUUUUAAACAAGUCAAUUGUAUUUAAUGGUUAAUUGAUUGUUUACAUUCACCAGGUGACUGCCAGCAUUUGCCAAUUUUGGAAAUUCACAGUAACAUAAUAUAUAUAAUUAUAUUAAUAUUUAGAGUUACAGGAUUGACUGAAGAAUUACAAGCGACUAAACGAAUGUACGAAUAUUGUGUUCAAACAGAACAAACUUUAAAGAAAGAAAAACAAAAAGCUAUAGAAGAAAUUUGGGCAGUUAAGGCAACUAAUAGCAUUGAAAUGGAAAAUUUACUAAAAAUUCAAGUAUUUACCUACAUAAUAUUUAAAAAAUAUCUAUAGUAAUUUCUUAUUAUGCAUUUAUAAUUUAAACAUUUAUAUCUUUAACUCCUGAAUUACAUAUUAUUUUAUUUAUUUUCCUAAAAUUUUAUUAUCUUUAUAUGUCCUUUUAUAGGAACAGCAAAAAAAUGAAUUAAACAAAUUGUAUGAUAAAAUGAAAAAUUUAAUUGACAUUAGUGAAUAUAAAGUAUUGAAACAGGAUUUUGAAACUUUAACUGCUAAACACAGAGAAAUUUUACAUUUAGUUUUAUUUAAGGUAUUUACUAUCUGAAAAUUAAAAAUAUUAAUUAUUAUUUUGUUUUUCAUUGUUAUAUUUAUCAAUAUUAUUUAAAAAAUUUUAAUUUAAAAUUCUAUUUUAUAAAAUACUUACUAAAAUGUUUAUAAAUAUUUUAAGUAUUUUAAGAUGUAUAUAUACAGCCAAAUUGUAGCCAAAAGAACAUUUCUGGAUGAGACACUACAUUUUUUUUAUCUAGUUUUUCAAGCUAGACUACUUAUUACCUGUUGUUUUAUGAUUCCCUUAUUCCCUUAUCACUUAUUAUUUAUACCCACUUAAUUUUACAAUGUUUAGUUAAAACAAAUUUUGUAGCCUUGUAGAAAAAUACACAAAUCACUAAUUCCAAAAAGAUUUCAGGGGGGAGGCAGAUGCUCCCAGUACUCCUGGCCAUGGCACUGUAUAUAAUCCCUUUGCUCACAAAUUUCUUUUUGAUUAUUUACAUACACGUGAACUUAUAAUAUUUUUAACAAUACAUUCCUAUCAUAGGGUAAUAGUUUAAAUCUGUAAAAGUUAAAAUAUUUAAUAUUUACAUUUUUAAAUAAUUUAUCCUUAUAGGAAGAUACAUUAAAAUUAUUAACAGAAAGUUUAAUGACUGAAGUAACUAUCUUAAAAGAUCAAAGACUUAAUUUUGUGAUUGGGGUAGAUAAGUUUUAUGGAACUGAUGAUGAACUGGCAUCAGUAAAAGCUGACAAUAUUGUUUGUAAACAAAGGGCAGAACAUUCUGAAAAAAUGUACUCGCUUUUAAAAGGUAAUGUAUUCAAAUUAUUUUACAAAACGAAAUACUUUUAAUUUUAAUUCUUUCUUAUAAAAUAAUUUACAUUUUUAAGAUCAAAUGAAAGAAAUGGAAACUAGGUGUAAAAGUCUAGAGCAAAAUAUUUGUGAUAUGUUCGAAGCUAAUUUGCAAUGUCAAACUGAAGAAGUUCGUUUACGCGAAACUACAGUUAAUAUGGUAGAUGAAUUAGAAUACGUUAAAAUGGCUAAUAGAUUAAAUGAUGCACAAAAUAAUUUAGUAAGUAAUUUUUUUUUAUUCUGAUGUGAUGAGUUAUAAAUUAUUCUUCUUAUUUAUAGUUAUUAGUUUAUUAAGUAUCUAUUAAAACCUUUACAUAUAAACUUGGCAGUUACUCAUGCAAUUAAAUGUACCUAACAUAUAGAAUAGAACAUAUAAAAAUAAAAUAAUAUGAAAGAAAAAUUAACUAGUAUUUCCAUUUAUUGUAACAUAUAUUAUAAACCAAAUUAAAUGUAUGGUGAUAGGAAGAAGCUAAUGGAGAAAGGACUAGAUUACUAAGAGUAUUAGAAAUAGCCCAAAAUCAAGUACGUGAUCUUGAACAACAUCACAAACGACAAGAUCACCAAUAUGAUGUAAUGCAAAGACGUAUCAUACAAUUACAAUCAUUGAGUGAUGAAAAAGCAACAAUUGGUUAAGUUUUAAAAAAAUUUUAAAUUAAUUUAUAAUUUAUCUAUUGAUUAUUUUAAUUUAACAUUUACAGACAAAUUAAUGCGCGAAAUUGCAAAUCACGAAGUUAAUCAAAUGGCAACCUCUGUUGAAGAAAUGAGACUUAAAACACUAAUACAAGAUCAACAAACUAUUAUUGCUGGUUUAGAAUGUAAAAAUAAUAAAAUUGUAGAACAACAUGAUUUAAUUACUGAACGUUAUAAAACAAAAAUUAUGUAUGCAAAUUCAUAAAUAAAUAAACGUAUUUAAGAUAAAUAUGAAAAUAUUUUUUUAGGCGGUUAGAAAAAAUGAUUUUUGAAUUACAAAGACGCUAUCAUGGAUCCAUAUCUUUGGUAACUGAACAAAUUUGGGUUCAACACAAACAAAAACUCGAAGAAGCUUUAUGUAUAACUUAUAGAAAAUGGAUUUCUGAUGAGACGAAAAAUGUUGAGGAAAUAGUCUAUAUUCCAACAAAGGCUACUGAAGAUUUCCGUUCAAAAUACACACAAUUGCAAUUAAAAGUGAUUUUAAUUAUAUAAAGUGCCAUAUGAAGAUAUACACUUUGUGAUAUCGCAGAAAGUAUAACUUUUUUUAUGCAAUUUUUUAAAAAUUUAAGAAAUUAGCUCGUAAAUUAAAUAUUUCAACACCAAGAUGUAUUUAAACUAAUAUUUGAUCUAUUUAUAGUAUUUUUAAUUAUGACAGCCAUUUAAAAAUCAAUGGUAAGUAAGUUUAUCCCCCAAAAAAUAAGGGGGAUGAAAAAUAAUGAAAAUGUAACAUUUUAGCUUAUUUCUCAAAUUGUCAAUAAAAAUUCUGAAAAAAGUUAAUUCUUUCCAAGAUAUGGGUAUAACUUUGUUGGACACCCUAUAUUAUACAACUUCCUGAUUAAAUAAUACAAGUUAAUUUAUUGAUUUAUAAUUCGAAAUUUCUUUAGGAACUAAAAAUUCAAUUAGCCUAUGAUGAUUUACAAAAAAAAAAUCAACUUUUUAUGGAACGUAUUGAAAAACAGGAUUGUUUUAUCGAUAGCCUUGAGAAGGAAAUUGUCCGAAUAGAUUUAGAUUGUAUGCAUAACUACUUACUUUGGGGAAUUCAGGAUUUUUGUAGUAAUGAUAUAAAAUCACAACCAAAAAAACUGGAUAAACAAAUAAGUGUACAAUCUGAGAAUAAUUUUAGAACUUUAGAAGGACUUGAAGAUCUUAAUAGACAGUUAAAAAUAGUAAGCAGCAUUUUUAUAUAUUAAUUUAGAUCUAAUAUAAUUCUGAUAAACAAUGAAUAACUAUAAUACACAGACAAAUAACAAUAUUCUUACUGAAAAAGAAAAUAAUGAUAAAAUAAUCAAAAAACAACAAAUGAUCUUGAAAGAACUAGAAGACGCUAAAGUUCGUUUAGAAAAAGGAAUAAUUGAAAAGGAUGACCAUAUUCGAAAAUUAGCCAUUGAAUUAGCAACAAAUGAAACUCCUGAAGAUGACACUCAAAAUCCUGCUUUAUUAGCUACAAUAGAAAGUUUGGAAACUAUUAUUAGUAAAAAAGAAGAGACUAUAAAUAGACUUCAAGAGUUAUUAAAAGAAUGUCGAGAAGAACAUACAAAAGAAAUAAUAGAAUUACAAAAAAAAGCUGAAGCCCAAAAUAUUGAAGAAAAUAAAGAAAAGUAAGUUUUUUUAUAAAUUAAGAAAUCAUUAUAAGAUGAUUAAUAAAUUUAUUUUAUUUAUUUAUUUAUUUAUUGUAAUUCAUAAGUAAUAAUUUUAAAACAAUUUUUAACUUUUAUAGAACUCAAAAAAAUAUUUCAUCACCUAUUCACUCAGAAAACAUUAAAUCAGUUGUAAAUCAAUAUAUGCUACGGAUAACUGACCUUGAAGACAGGCUUAAGCAAGCCGAUGAUGAACUCAAACAAACUUAUUCUGAAAAAGAACAUUGGAGUGGUGUAGCUGAAAGAAGACUGAAAGAAAUGGAACAAAUGAAAUCUGAAGAUGACUCGAAGGAAAAAGAUAGAGAAAUUAUUAGACUAAAUGAAAUAAUAAUAGGAUUUCAAAAUCGAAGAGAUACAUUACCAGCUCAAAGAAACCGACUACGAGUCGAAGUAGAUAAAAUGAAAAAGAAAUUAAACGAAUAUGAAAGACGUGAAAAAGAAGAUAAAUCUGAAAUUCAAAAGUUAAGACAGCAAUUAAUUUAUAGGUAUUUAAUGUAAAGAAAAUGUGUUAUUUUGGUUUGUAAAUAAUAUAAUAUAUCUAUUUAGACCUCCUACUGGAGGAAAGCGAGACGAAGCAAUGACAGUUGUUAAAGAAGAAGUACUAUCUAAAAAAAUUAAAACAUUAGAAAUACAAUUGGAUGAGUAUAAAAAAAAAGAUGAACAAAACAAAUUAUUACGGAAACUAAAGGUAAGUUAUUAUUAGUUAUUACUACACAAUAAUUAUAUUUCAUAAUUUUUUUUAGUCAGAUGAAAAAGUUGGUAAGUGGGAGAUGAACAAACGACGCCAAGUAACCAAUGAAAAACUUCAAAAUCAAUUAGUAGAAAUUAAUAGGGAGUGUGAUUCACUUCGCUUGAACAACCAACGACUAAGAGAUAAUUUAAUAAGAAUGGAAAAGGAAAGAAAUGUUUUAGAGUUAAAACUUAAAUCAGCUAAUGGUAAAAAUAUCAGAUUGUAGUUCUUGUUUAAAAUUAUUAUGGUUAUUUUUAUUAUUAGUUAUAGUGCAAUCAAGUGUACUGUCAAAUAGUUUAGUCAAUGAAUUAACAUUAGAAAAAGAUAGACUAUCCAAAGAAUUAUAUACAUUGCGUGCUGCUAAAGAAAUGAUUUCAGGUGGUUCAUCACUAGCUGAAGUGGUGGUUGAACUGCGUCGUAAAAUAUCAACUUUGGAAUUAUUACAAAAAGUAAGUACCUAAAAUGAAAAUCAAAUGAUAUUAAAAUUAAAGUUUAAAUAACUAUAUGUAUGGUAUUAUUUAGGGUGGAAGUAAUGCUUUAGUUAAAGAAGUGGAAAUAUUAAAAGAUAGUAAACAUAGAUUAAUUAAAAUUAAAGAUGAUCUUGAAGAAGAAAAUGCUCAAUUACGAAAAACUAUUGAUCGUUUACAAUCUACAGAUUUGUAAGAUUUUUGAAUGGCUAGUUAUUUUGUUAAAUAAGUACUAAUAAUUAAGUUGAAAAAUGCAUUAAUGUUUAGAAGUGGUUUAUCCAGUUUAAGUUCAGAUUCAGAUUAUCCUGGCAUAAAUAAAAAACGUACAGAAAAAUUAGAAAGAUUAGUAAUAAUGUUAAGAACUGCCAUAGAGAAAUUAAAAGAAGAAAAUAAAAACUUGUCGCUUGAACGUACUGUUACUAACACUGAUGAUAAGGUUAGUUUACAAUCAUUGUUUUAUUUAUAAAAUUAGGUUUAAAUUUACAAAACACGGACAUACUCUACACGUGGGUGAGCCACUGUUAUAGGUGGGUAGUUAGGAAGGUAGUAGAAGGGAUAUUUAAUGUAUAUCCAUACGCAACUAUUAACCAUUGCUAACGAAAAAACGAUUCUGAGCAGAAUUUAAUUGAUAGUAUUGCUUUAUAAACAAUAUAAUGUAUAUCAUCUAUGGUAAAAUAAUUACAUAUGCAUUAUAUAUUUUCUAUAAUAACAUUUGUUUAAUAUUGUACCUAUUUUCCUCAUUUAUUGGGAAAACAAAAAAUGACCUUCCUAAAGUACCUUCCCAGUCAGAUUCCUUUUUAGAAAAACUGCUUUAUUGUAAAUCGGAGCGAAAUUGUUGGUAGAGUUGUCCACAAAAAAAAUAAUAAUAAUAAUAAACGUCAUUAUUAAACCAAUACAUUCCUAGCUCCACUCGGAAUCUAAAAUGUAUACCUAUAAUCUAUAUAAAGGGAUCAAUCCUUGAUAAAACACUCAUAGAAAAGUAUAAAUUAUUCUUCAAAUUUUUUAAUUCUAAUUUAAGAAACAAGUAGGUCUGAAGUGUUUCAUUUUCUUCAUUUUGUAUCACUUUUAUUUCAAGCGCUAUAACCACCACUCAUCUGAUCAUCAAAUAGCAACUUAUAUUAAAAUUAUAUAAAUAGAUAAUGUUGAAAUUUAAAUAAAUUUUUUUGUUGAUAUUUUUUAUUUGUUAAUUUUUAUUUGUUGAGAUUAUACUUGUAAAUUUGCCAUUUUAUAGAUAGAGGCAGAGUAGUUUAAAUGCUGACACAUGACACUUUAGUAACUACUUUACUAUUAUUCUUGUUCUACCCCAAACUUAAAAGUAAAAUAUCUCAAAAACGAGUUAGUGGAAAUUAAAAGUUUCAGUACCAAAAUGUAUCUAAACAAAAACUUCAUCUGUUUAUGAAGGUAUUCAAUUAUUAUAAAGGUUGCUAUUUUAAAAUCAAAAUUGGGUAGUAAUUUCAUUACCACAAAUAACGGAAGUGUAAUAUUUUAGAGUUGCUUGUUUCAUAAACUGUCCAAAAAAACAAUAUCUGAACAAAUUUAAUACUUUCCAAGAUAAUGAGUAGUUUUAUUGAGGAUUGAUUACCUGUAUACACCUCCAUUCCUCAAAAAUUCUUAAAUAUCUAUAAUUUAUUUAUAAGUUAUAACUUUUAACCACAAUUUAAUUAUAAAUUUAAUAUCAAUUUAUCAGCUUAUAAAAAAUAUCAAGUAUUUUGAAUACUAAAAUUACUAAAUGGAUUAUUUAAAUACAAAAUUAUUACUUUUUUUAAUGUUUUUUAUUUUUGUACUAUUUAAUUAUUAUUAUUUUUGCAAUUAAACAAUUCAAAGAUUAUUAUAUUCCUUAAUGUAAAUAUAUAUUGAUUUUAAACUGUUUAACUUGUCAUAGAGUUAUGUCGAAAAAUUGCAAAGCGAACUUCAGACUACACAGGGCUUUUAUUUAGAUUCUACUGAAAAAUGCUCUCAACUGGAACAACAAUUAUGUGACUAUCGUUCACAGUAUGAAGCUGUUUUGACAGAAAAUGAGCAAUUGAAGAAUCAGGUUGAAAAAAAAUGUUAUUUAUUGGCAAAAACAAAAAAGAUGUUAGAAAAAGCAGCCGCCAGAGAACAACUUAUAAUUGAACCAAAUAGACAAAGUUUUAUAAAUACGUAA